Ostrinia furnacalis (Asian corn borer) is the source of this 4429-nucleotide messenger RNA. Its product is annotated as RAB11-binding protein RELCH homolog. Gene Ontology annotation, biological process: intracellular cholesterol transport. Bases 184 to 3666 code for a protein of 1160 amino acids. Lineage: Eukaryota; Metazoa; Arthropoda; Insecta; Lepidoptera; Crambidae. The record is from RefSeq and is a predicted model, not a curated record. Gene Ontology annotation, molecular function: protein binding. Gene Ontology annotation, cellular component: trans-Golgi network; recycling endosome. The transcript is spliced from 16 exons.
AUGACUAGUGGUGUCAAAAUCAAUCAUCAAUCAAUCAAUCAGUCGAUUGACGAUUGUGUACGAAAAUUAUUUACAAAAUAAAAAAAAUCGCUCUAUUCUAAAGCAAAAGCUAAUCUUUUUAACAAUAAUGAAAGUGUAGUCCUCUCUGAUCUGAAAUGUGUUAAUGUGUUGCAUUUAUCAACAAUGAAUCCUUAUAAGGAUGUCGAAGAAAGUUCCUUCUCAACUUCUCCUCACCUAACUUACGAGGACAUUGCGACGAAGCUCCUAAAAGAUCACUUCUUCUUAUCGGCUUUGGAGCUGCAUACUGAGCUAGUUGAAAGUGGCAAGGAGCUGCCACAGUUACGAGAGUUCUUUUCAAAUCCUGGGAAUUUUGAGCAACAUGUUUCUCGUGCUUCCGAGUUUGGAUCAAUGCACCGGACACCAAGUCAGGCUACCUUGGACUCCUUGGACACUGCACGCUACUCUGAAGACGGAGGGGGCGAUCGAGGUGGUAGUGGAGGUGACUUGGCAGUGCUGGAGUUUGAAUUAAGGAAGGCUCGUGAAACCAUCAACUCACUAAGGGCUAAUCUGACGCAGUUUGCUGACGGAGAGUCCACUUUAGAUAAAACAGCUAAAGAUAAAUUUAAUCAAAGAUCAUUGAAGCCACAUGAAAAAAGAGCCUUGAACUUCCUUAUCAAUGAGUAUCUUUUACUUCAAGAUUACAAACUCACAUCCAUCACAUUUUCUGAUGAAAAUCCUGAUCAGGAAUUUGAAGAUUGGGACGAUGUUGGCUUAAACAUGCCCAGACCAGCCGGCCUGGUGUCUCUGUUCUGGGGCAACACCGCUUUGAACAUGCCCAAAGUGGAUGCCAGUACUCAAGUGGACAUUCAAGUAAUGGAUAUUGACAGCCAAACUGACAUUGAAGAAGGGAAUGUGUGUGUGAGCUGCCAGACUUCAUUGGAUGUUGAUACUGAUUGGAAUCAUGAGCUAUUAAUCCAAGCAGAAGAGAUAGAGCUACUGAAGCAGAAAAUCAUAGCAUUGGAAACUGAAAAGCUGAACUUUCAGAAGUUGUAUGAUGCUGCCAUUGUCAGCUUAAACUCCCUUACAAGCCCUACAUCAGAGAACAAGGGGUUAGACUUGCAAAUUUCCGAUGAAAAGCUGUUGUCAGUACAAAAAGCAGAUGGGAGGUUGGAGCAGCCGUUAGAUAAUAGACCGUUGCCUUGCACAGCUUCUGAGAACCAUUAUGGUAGUGGUCAUUCAACGCACAGUGUCACUCCGGAACAGUUUGAGAUGAUUGAUAGCGAGAAAAAUAGUGUUGUAAGAAAAGAGGGUUCGAACACCAGCUCCUUCGACCCGGUGCAAAUGGACAGCGUGCGUGACUCGCCGCUGCGGCGCGGCAGCGUGACUACCCUCGACGAGACCCUCAGCAUCAAUGAUGCGGGCGAGUGGACCCGCGUGCAGUACGAGUAUGGCGAGAACACUUGCAAGGAGAUGUGGAUAGAUAGUGGUCUACCAAACAACUUGAAGGUGUCGAUUCUGAACUGGUGCUGUGAGACGCUCAGCUUGAACGAACCACUAGCCAACGAUUUGCUCGCGGAACUUGUGACAAGCGACAAACCAAUCACGCUGCCUGGUCUUCUCACUUUAGUAGCUGAUACAUUGCCUCGCAUAAUGCCCCACACUCUAGUAGCGCGGCGAUGUGAGGCGGCGGCGCUAUUAGCCGCGGGCGCGGCGCUAUUACCGCCAGGAGAUCAAAGGCGCGCGCGCGUUCUACAUACUCUGCUCACGCUCGUGAAAAAACCUGAACCAACGGACACCAGGGCAAUAUGCGAGGCCACGUGUCUGAUCGUGAAGUGGGGCGGCAGCGGCGAAGUGCUAUCCUCCAUAGCGGAGCUACUCGCAUCAAGAUCCACUGAAAGGCGGGUGCUAGCCAGCCAAAUAUGCGUGGCCAUAGCGCCCUACGUACCCAUAGAGUUAUGCACGUCUCUUUUACUUAGCCUAGUAAUGCUCAUGUGCGAAUCAAACGAACCAGACAUAAGGGGACUGGGCUUGAAAUCCGCCUGCCUCAUCUGUCCUGUGGCGGAACAUAAGUACGGACAACUAGAGAAUCUCAUGUUCAAUUUCCUGAAAGAUCCCUUGGAGAGGAAUGUUAAGGACACAGUCAAUAUCUUCGUUCCAGUUCUGGCGAGGAGCGCUUUGAUUUUAGGAAAAUUCUCCGGGGAACUUUGUAGUCGUAUAAUAACGAAUUUAGUCAAAUCGAGUUCCGACAAUGAGUGGAAAAAUGUUAUUUUAUAUUUGGAUGUUAUGCGCGCGUUAGUGUUAGCCAAGUUGGCCUAUGUGGUGAAUGUACAAAUAGUUAGGGAAUAUACUGUGAACAACUGUGAUAUGCAACCGAUUAAUUUACAAGAAGUGCCGCUAGAGGGCGACCAGGAAUUCUUCAUAGAUCUGCAGUGCUACGUCACGGAGAGUGACCCGAAGGCUUUGUUGGUAGCCAUGAAUAGUUUAAUUAAGGAAAAACCUGAAGUGAGAUGGAACGAAUUGGAAUGGUGCAUAGGACUAGUAAAACAAAUUAUAGAAGUGGGUAUAAGUAGUAAGGCAUUAAAUCAUCCAACGAUUUACGAAUCACUAUUAUCUUUAUUUCUCAGUUAUGUAGACCAUUUCGGCGUGAACUUUACUGCUUACGUACUAAAGCCUAUUUUCACCAAUAUCGUGGCAGAUUUGGAAAACAAAUUGGAAAAACUGCACAGUGUCAAUAUAGAUAGCACGAUUGUUGUAGGCGUGUACUUAAUUGCAAUUUUGCCGGCACUUGAGGAUAAAAGUGGAGAAUUUCUGCAGAAGUGGAUAAUGUACAGUAGCAUAAGAGGACUUCCCAUCAAAAUAUUCGCAAUACCCAUGAAGUGGGUGUCGAAACAUCGACCGGAUACACUCGACUUUUAUUUACAACAUCUCAGAGAAUUUUCUGCCAGUAGCUGCGAAAGCUCCAGCGGUAGUACCGUCAGAGUAUACAUAGCAAACCUCCUGUCCGAGCUUCUAAACCUAGCAGAGGUGCGCGAGACUUGCAUCGAGCGACAACUUCUUCCUGCUGUCAUGGCGUUAUUACAUGACGACGAUGUCUCAGUCCGCGAAGCAGCGAUGACGCUAUGGGGCAGCGUGACGCGGGCGUGCAUGACUCGCGGACUAGCGUGCGAGGCGCAGUGCUGGCCCCCCGCCGAGGACCUCAUAGCUGGCCCCAAGACCCUUAGCAGCAAGGAGAUAGUCAGGGCUGCUGAGUCGUUGGCCCUGCUCGUCCUGCCGACGCCGGAUAACCAUGCUGUGUCGGAGAAAGCUGUAUCUUUGCUGUGCGCGCUAUGCCUGCGGCGGCCGCUGCCGGCAGAGGGCGCGGCGGCGCUGACGCCCGGCCUGCAGCUGGCCGCGCACCACUGCCGGCACCACCCCGCGCUACUGCCCGCGCUCAGAAAGCUAGAAGAAAGCGUUCAGACACCGCCCUUGAGCCAGUACAAGCCAGCAAUAGAAGCCUUACUGCACAAUGUAGCGGGGCCUUCCCCCGCUGAUACCCCCCGCGAGCCCCCUCCGCGCCCCGCAUCCAACCUACAAGCUGCCCAGGAGGUCGGCCGUAGGGUCACGCAAAUGUUCCAGCAAUCCAAGAGCAAUAUGAACCUGCAGAAUAUAUUUAAAAAGAAAACAUAGAUGAAUAUUGCAAGCAAAGGCAUUGAUGUUGUACAUCCCAAGAAAGUAAGGUGAACAUAAUUUAAAAAAAAAAACAAGCAAAGGCAUUGAAAGUAUACAGCCUCAACAUAUGAAACAGGUGCGUGUAAAGCUUAAUUUAAAAAUAGAUUAAUAUUUUUUGAACAAAGAAAUGCAUUGAGGGAACUGAGUCGAAAGACGAGAUGAUAUAAUCGCUAUGUCGGCGCUCUCCCGUCGUACCCUUUUGUGUUUAGCUAGUGAAAGCAGCAUGUGCUUACGUCACAAUGCUGCGAAUCAAUGGUAAAUAGACAAGAAAGUGAAAAAUAUGUCUUAAUAUAUUUUUAGCCUAUGUUUUUAUGCUAUAAAAAGCAGUGAAUCUUAUGAAACUAAGCGUCAGUAAUUGAGAUGUUGCGAUACAGAAAAAAGUUAAGAAAUAGCUAAAUAAUCAUCCACAAACAACGCAUAUUUUAGUUUUUAUUAAACUCUCGAAUAGAUCUGUAGAAACAAUGUUCUAUUAAUGAAUGAAAUAUGUAUGUAAAUAUUUUUCAAUUAAUUGAAGUUAAAAUACCUAUUUAUUUAUUUCUGUUAUUGAGUUGAGAUCGUCCAAGGUUUAUGUUUAAAUAAAUUGACAUGAUUUUAAAUUAUAAAUAAUUAAGUUGAUUUAGUGAACAUUCCUAACGUUUAAAACGUGUAUAAUUUGUACUUAUUUAAUAUUAGUUUUAGAUCAGUACAAAGUUAGUGCAAUAACCAUAGACAUGUCCAUUUU